Molecule: messenger RNA, 5862 nt
Organism: Opisthorchis viverrini
Lineage: Eukaryota; Metazoa; Platyhelminthes; Trematoda; Opisthorchiida; Opisthorchiidae
Exons: 18
Coding region: 8-4825 (1605 amino acids)
Biological process (GO): actomyosin structure organization; peptidyl-threonine phosphorylation
Cellular component (GO): cytoskeleton; cytoplasm
Molecular function (GO): protein serine/threonine kinase activity; ATP binding
Source: RefSeq, a predicted model, not a curated record
AGAUACCAUGGACGGCAUGCCCGAGAGCAGUAUAGUCUGUGAUGAUCUCAAAGAACGGCUGGUGGCUUUGGAGAAACUGCUUGCUGAUCCAUUAUCCGACUGCUACAUUGAACGUCUGUUGGAUGUGGUUAUAGCGGCUGUCAACGAUUCUCGAACGAUGCAAAAAUCGAAGGAAAAUGAACACAUGUUAUCUUUCUGCAAGAGGUUCAUGAACGUUGCCAGUCGUCUUCAAUCCUAUCGGCGUCAGCCACAAGAUUUCUCCCUGAUCGCAUCUUUAGGACACGGAGCGUUCGGACGCGUACAGCUUGUCCGGGAAGUGACCACGGGGCGUGUUUGCGCCAUGAAGGUGCUUAAGAAAUCUAGAAUGCUCACGCAGCAUACGGAUUACUGGGCGGAACGAGAAAUAAUGGCUCGGGGUGAAAGCCCUUGGAUUGUUCAGCUGUACUAUGCUUUUCAGGAUCUAACCUCUCUGUACAUGGUAAUGGAGUUUGUUCCUGGUGGAAACCUCGUGGGUUGGAUGGAAGAGGUCGAAAUAAUCUCUGAAGCUGCUUGCCGGUUCUACGCGGCGGAGACGGUGCUAGCUUUGAGCGACUUACAUGCAAUGGGUUUCAUUCAUCGGGAUUUGAAGCCGGACAACCUGUUGUUAGACGCAGGUGGACAUGUGAAGUUGGCAGAUUUCGGUACUGCCAUCCGCGUUGAUCCCGAAACCCAGUUGGUUCAUUGCGAUGCCGCCGUUGGCACACCGGACUAUCUUAGCCCCGAAGUGUUGCUCUCUCAGGGUGCCGGUGGUGGCAGUUACGGCUUCGAGGUGGACUGGUGGGCGCUUGGUGUUGUGGUUUACGAGAUGUUAUACGGUGACACACCGUUCUACUCCGAGACGCUGGUCAAUACGUACGCUAAAAUUAUGAGUCAUGGAAAUCACCUCAAGUUCCCUGACAACGUUCAGGUUUCCGAGGCUGGUUUGGACUUUAUGAAACAACUCCUUCGUGAUCGUGAAACUCGUCUGGGUAGUGGUCCAGACGCUGCUACCAACGUCCGUAAACACGCUUGGUUCUCUUCCGAGUGGUCUUCCGCCCAAAAAGCUUCAGGUUCCCUCGAUUCGACCGAUCUUUCUCUCGUCGACUGGUCCUGGUCAACAAUUCGCGCGUGCCGUGCUCCUUUCCAACCCCAACUCACCAGUGAAACAGAUACUGCCUACUUCCAGUUGGAGAAUGACGAUGAAAACGACCAUCGACACUCGCUGGACGACUUUUCUCCACCAAGUCCCACAAGACGGACAACAGCUCCGGAUUCUCCGCCUUCAUCGGCCAAACAACCUCUAUCUCCCGGAAAGUUUGACGGCGAUCGGUUUUUGCACAAACAUCCGGGUAUUCAGCUGGCAUUUGCAGGGUUUUCCUUCUCCUCUCCCCAUCCCGACCACGUUGCCCUGUUGAAUGGAAUCCACCUGGCACCAUUUGCUCCCACCCUUUCCACCGAUGAAACUGGCGUCGGUGCUGUCCUCAACACUACCACAUCACUCGUCAACGGUAGUCCAUGCCUGACAGGUUCUCCUGUGGAAGAACUGCAACAGGAACAACAACAAGAACAACAAUCAAGGCUACCGGUGAAAACAAACCGAUUGUCUGAUGUCACAGAUAGUGCUAGUUCGUUCCCUCUAUCCCCUUCCCAUCUGAUUCGGGUUCAAGCUCAGCUAGAAGAUGCAUUGGCUUUGGCCGAACUGCAUUCGAAUGAGGUGAUGGACCUGACGGAACAACUGGACAAGGCUGCUGCUCAACGUCGUGAAUUGGAAUCCAGGCUUUCCCAGCGAGAAGCUGCUCAUCGCAGUGCACUGGAUGAGGCACAUCAGCGAAUGGAACUGGUCAGAGCUGAGGCGGCGGCGAAGUUAGCUCAUUUGGAAGCUGAGCUCUCUAAAUGGAAGGCUGUCGCACAGUCUGAGCAAACGGCUCGUCAGACUGCUGAAGCUGCCGGGAGCAUUGCCGUCGCACAAGCCACAGCUCGGCUAGCAAAACGAGCAGCAGAAGUUGCGGAUCGUUUCGCCGCUUCGGGUUCACGUGGCGCCCUGUCUCGUGUCGUUUCCCCUACUCUACCUGCACAACCCGAUGCGCCUGUCUCUGCCCAACAGGCAAACGAAGCCACUGAAGUUCCCCCUCCAACUGACCAACCAGAAAGCGACCUUCUAGUCACAACCCCAACAUCGAUGGAUACCCAAACAGUAGCCACUAACCUGUUGCUAACACGCGUCGAAGAGAUGGCCAAACGGGCUCAUCGAGCUGAAGCCUCCGCUCGCGAAGCCCAAGACAUGCUGGAAGCGGAGCAGCACUUUUGUCGUCUGUACAAAGAGACCUCUGCUGAAAAAUCGGAUCAGAUAAGAGAGUUGAAUCGUGAAUUGGAAGAACUGCGCGUGUUACUAAACGACAGCGAAAAGAAGCGCCAACGGUUUUUCGAAGAGGGCGAGGCAGCUCGCCGUGCAUUGGCUGAGGAACAGCAGCGGAGCUUACGGCAUCGUGAGGCUGCUCGGGUUGCCGACGAAAGUGCCAUUUCCGCUUCUCAUCGUGCCACACUGGCGCGUCGGGAGGCAGCGGCUCUUCGCGAGAGUUUGGAACAGAUGAAGCAGGCCUACGAGCAAGAGAAGAGCAAAUGUGCUGCAGCUGUGAACAAGCUUCAUGAGGUGAUGUCCGGUACGAACACCCCUGCUUUGGAGCUUAUGUACCUGGCCAGCGCUCAAUCCAAAGAUGGCGGUUUAUUCAUGGGCAGUACAGCCAAUCGACACAAACUGGCCGCGAUUUUGGGCAAUCGGCAACAACAACAGUUGCAUCAACAAUCACAGAAGAUAAAGCGUUUGCAAAAUGAAAUCAAACGACUCCACUGGGAGUUGGCCGCAUCGAAACGCGAGAACACUCACAUCUUGAUGGAGUUAUCUCAACUUCGUGAAGAGGCACAUUUUCAAACCGCGCACCCAUCCGCGAAUCCUCACCAUCAGCAGCAUCACUCUCACCACAGUCGUGAUCCAAGCGAUGAUCUUGGUGCCAAUGGUCCGUACUCCACUUUGAACCAGUCCAGCAUAACUUCGCGUAACCGUUCUGGACUGUUCGCCUGGAGCAAAGGCGACAUGUCAUCUGUCGGGUCUGACCGAACCGUACCGUUCCAGAAGACCUUACUUCCAAAUGCUCUUUCUCAUGCUUCAUCCACCUCUUCCAAUCCUGAGCUUCCAGACAACACCCGAGAGGUGCAUGUCCGACAGCAUUCGUUAGGCGAACGGACCACAUUCUCCACGCAACUGUCUAAUUUCAUCUCACCCAUCCACACUCCCGCUUCUGUGACGCACCCAUCCAAUGAACGUCUCAACCAAAUAUCCUCUUUGGAUCCCACCGAUUUCAGUAUGUGUGGAAUUCUGGAGUUUGGUGUAAAACAGCAGCGUCGUAAAAAACUUGACUGGUUCCCUCGUAUAGUUAAGCUCACUUCUACGUACCUGGCCGUCUGGGACUAUAACCACGACGCAGUUGGCGCAUUGGGUGCUGAGACCAGGUCGAAUAAAUCUCCCUCACGCUCGAGUGGCGCUAUCAGCCUUAUUGCUGUCUCGGCAACUGCCGGUCCCGCGAUACUGGAAAUUCCCCUAGGUGCUUUGUAUAAGGUAGGCCCGCUGGAUGCCUCAGAAGCCAUACAUGAACGUGAUGAAGCUCUUGCGUGCGCCUUCCUGGUUGCUUACGAUCGAUCCUACUCUGAAGUGUCUGCGUCUCCCAAGUCUGCUACUAGCCCUGGACAAAGCAAUUCCAUGACUCUACCACGUAAAUUCAGUUUCGGGUCCUCUUCGAUUUUCUCCACACACAAUCCUCACCCGCCGCUCACACCAUCAUCUUCCGGUUCUGUCAAUACAAGGCGUAUUGUUCAACAUCAGUCUGAUGCUGACUUACCUAGACGACCAACUUCAGGGUCAACCAUAACCCACAUCGACCUUUCCGGACCAACCAGUCCUCCCGUUGCAUGUGCUUCUACCCCAACCAAUCCAAAACCCGUAUGCGCUCCCGUGAAUCAGCACCGGGGACAUCGGUUUCAAAUGAUGAAAUUCCGUUUGGUCGCUUCUUGUGACUUGUGCCACAAGCCGUGCUGGCACUUGGUCUCUCCUCCUCCGGUCCUCCAAUGUCUUCAUUGUCAGCUAAAGUUUCAUGCCUCACACAUGGAUAUGCAGGACUGUGAGAUACCUGCUUGUGGAAAAGCAAUUGUGACCUACUGGUUUCGGUGUCAGUCCAAAGCGGAACAACAAAAGUGGAUUGCUCACAUUAGUUUCGCGAUGCAAUUUGCCAAAUCGUCGCGGGUUGGUGUUUCCACCGCCGCUGCAACAAUGCUGUCUUCACCACCUGCAGGAAACGACAAUCGAACUGAGGGUUGCCCCGAACCGGAUGUCAGCCAAGGCUCAACCGUCCUCAGAGGAACAGCUGACCCCGAACAUGACCUUCAGAACUCUUCCCAAUCAUCCGAUACACUACCUACGGCGCACCAACAACACAGUUGCGACAAACCAAUAACAGGCAAUCCUAUUUUACGUCAUGCCAGUCUCCCGCGACCACAGCAUCAGCGUGCAGUGAGCUCUAGUUCUUCCACCGAGAACCGAAUGAGUUUUAGUUUCACUCACGAAGCUGCAUUGUCAACCGCUUGUCCAGCAAGCGCCAGUUCGCCAAAAGUGAUGAUCGAGCGGGAAAAAUCGUCGAAAGCUUCGAGGGAGAGAAUUAUCUCAAUAGAGCGUGCAUCUGCAGAGAAUGACGACAGUGAUUUUGUGGACAUGCCUAUCCCAGGAACUUCAAUCAUCUCCCCAACACAGGUCUCAUGAAGCGUCAUCCACUACAAUGAUCUCGUUAGUCAUGGUAUCUUCACGGUGCGUGAGGAGAGAAUACUGUUAGUGUUUGCUGAUUUUUUCGAUGACCUACUCUAACCGAAGUGCACUACUGCUGAUAACACUUUCAUUAAUUUCUGCCUGACACCAAAGUUCUCUAAUCUUCUCAUGAGCGAUUGCCAAACAUAUCCUGUACUUCUUGUUUGUACCCUCUUGUCCAUUUUAUUCUUAUUUGUCCCACUGUUCAGUUGCAUUUUUGACGCUAUCGUUUAUUGUCAUCGUUUCGCUACCACUUGGCUUUCAAUAUAUGCUUUCUGAGAAACGUUUCUACCAGAACAGAACUCCCGUAACCGAACUGUCAUAUUCCGUUAGUUUAUAUAUAUGACAGGGGUUCACUGGUGGACCACAUCCCUUCACCCUGGCUCUCUAGCUGCUCGGUAUAUAUAUAUAUAUGUGUGUGAAUACACUUGUUUGUCGUCAGCUUUACACACUGUAUGUAUAUGUGAAUCACAUCCUUCGUCACAAAUCGUGCUCACCAACCUGACUAAUAGAGGUUGCCGCAGACCAAUGUCUGUGAAGCAAGCUUUACUGGAUCUGACAGAUCGCUUCCAGUUUUUAUUGAAAUUUGGAUCAUUAUACUACAUGAACUCUCUCUGUGUGUCUGCCGCUCUCCACUUGCUAAACUGAUGCUCGUAAAGUGCCUUCUUCAAACUGACACCUCUCCUCAUAUCCUCAUAUCCUAUCAGAUUUUUAUUACUGUUUUUUUACCAUCCACACCUUCGCAUGUUUUACACGUGGCCUUUUGUUUCUUGUGUUUCUCGUUCAAAAUCGUUAUGACUUGUUGCGUAACUCUAUAGUCGGUGCAUUUGGUCUGGUUAACUGGGCCUUUUGGUGACUACGAGUAUGGGCAUCGAAACCCGCGAGCGGUUCCCGUCAACUGGAGCGCUUCGUGUCGCGCCGUCGCCAGUUUCUCUAUGCAUGUGUGCGUUCUUUCUCUCUCACACACACUUUUGUCUUGAUUAUGUCUCCAAGCC